AUGGGUGAUAUCACAGCGUUAGAUAUCAAAACCUUGUUCAGAAUGAUUGUACUGGGUCCUUCGUUUAGUGGGAAGAAUAACCUCUGCCUAUUUAUUCUUAAAAAUGCGCCACAUGUGUUUGCACACUUGACCAUUAUUGCUCGCAAUCCUCAUCAGGAGCUUUACGAAUAUCUUCGUGAUAAACUAGAUGGAUUUAUCACUUUUGCUGAUCCGGAUUCACCCCCAAGCAUUGAUCAAGUACGAAGGACUCCAAUAAACUCCAAUAAACCCGAGCUUAUUAUCAUAGAUGACUACAGCAAUAAUAAGCUACUGCAGAAGAACCUUUUCAGUCAUUAUUUCACUCGAGGCAGACACUUCAAGCUAAGUACCAUAUUCCUUAGUCAUAGCUACUUUGCCACAGAUAAAAUGAUACGACUUAAUUCAGAGUAUUGA
Phytophthora infestans T30-4 is the source of this 432-nucleotide messenger RNA. RefSeq lists its product as uncharacterized. The record is from RefSeq and is a predicted model, not a curated record. NCBI's taxonomy places the organism in Eukaryota, Oomycota, Peronosporomycetes, Peronosporales, Peronosporaceae. The transcript is spliced from 2 exons. The coding region runs from base 1 to 432 and encodes 143 amino acids.